UGGCACAAUUUAAUACGGAUUAUUAUAUUUUUAUUUGCUUCUACAUUACAUUAUACGAACGCAUUUCGUUUUUGGAAUCCAAAAUAUUCGUUUCAUACCGUUUUCACUAGUGUGACCUCCUGAUUUUGGAACUAGUACAUUAUUGUUGAAUGUUUUGAUAUGAUAACUCGUCACGUCGGAUUAAUGUUAGCCAGGAAACGUGCAUCUAGAACUAAAUAUUUAUCAUAAUUUAUAAUACCUAAGCUAAAAGACAACUGCUAUGUGCAAUGGAAACGUUACCGCCCGAGAUAAUCACGGAAAUCCUGGAAUACCUGUCGUUCGACGACCGGCGCCGGAUGGCCCUGGUCAACAGGACGUUCCGGUACGCGUCCCUGCACCCGGCGCUGUCGCGACGAGAGCAGUUCGUGUACACCGCACCGGUGCACCGGCUGCGGGCGGACGACCGGCGGCGGCGGUUCGAGGACUUUAAAAAAUCGUUGCGCGAGCCCCGCAGGAAACGGCUGUGCCUGAAGUUCGCCGGCACGAACCGCGCGGACAUCGGCCGGGUGUUCGGCGCCGGCGCCGGUUGGCCGCCGUCCGUCGUGUCGCUGCACCUGGACGGCCAGAGCCGCCUGUCCGACUCGUUCCUGGACGCGAUCACCGACCGCUGCGCCGCCCUGGAGGAGCUGCGCCUGGAGAACAUCGGCCGGCUGUGCGUGGCCGUCAAGCCCCGGCGGCCGAUGCUCGCGCUGCGCACAGUCCGCUUGCACCGGGUGGGCGUGUCCGACGGGUGUUUCGACGUGUUGAUGGGUUGCGCGCCGAACGCGUCGGACGUGUGCAUCGACAACUGUCAGACCUACGAGUGGCUUGAUCCCGCGGACGCGGCCGCCGCGGGCAUUUCCAACGCCGGCCUGUCGGACGCCCACAUCGUCGGCUACUUGCAGGGCGCCGCGGCCGGCACCUUGGACAGCCUCCGGUUGAAUCAGUGCUGUCACGUGUUCGGCGCCGUCCGGUCCCGGGUCCUUCGGCUCAAGUCCCUCCUUUUGAGCCAGGACAAACCGUACUUAAACACUUGCCGGCCCAUCGACUACGACAGACUGGAAUUGGCGUUGGCCCUACAGGUGUCGCUGCAGUGGCUGGAAAUCAAUUACCUCCCGGCACGUCUGCUCGCGGCCGUGUCCGGGCUGCACGGUCUCCGGCACUUGACGUUGAACUUGACUAUUGGCCGCGACGACGUGAGAUUUCUGCGAGAAUUUUCGGAAUCGUUACGUGACAUGAAACGUAUCGGGACUUUGGCCGUAAACCGAGUGGUCACGACGUCGGCGGACGAAGGACGCGAGGCUCUACUCCAGACGUUCGCGAUACCGGAAUGCGCCUACGAGUCCUUGACGUCCUUGGACUGUUCGCUGGACGGCAGUCUGUGCGCACUGCGCGCCGGCAAACGGUUGUCCAGCUUACGGAUUCGAAACGGCGACGUCCUUUCGGCCGACGGUUUGCGACUGUUGUUCGAAAACCUCGUCGGUUUGAGACGUCUGUGGAUCGACAACUGCGUCUGGCUGGACGACGAAGUCAUGUCCGGCUUGCCGGUGUCUAAUCUCAGAGGAUUGGUUUCCCUAAAGAUAUUCAACGCAAAUUUGACAUACCGAUGUUUGCCGUACAUUAAACUUUUGCAUUUAAACGUCUUGAUCAUCGACAAUAUGUCAUUAGAACCGUGCAUUGCGUUGAACGAUUUAUCCGAUUUCAAUUAUUGUUUAAAAACAUUUGGUUGUUCUGUUCCCGCUUUAACUCAACUAGAAUUACAACUGUAUUGUAAUCAAACAAUGUUCAAAAAGUUACGUUUCGAAACACUAUUUUAUAGCAACACGAAAAUUGCAUUCAAGUCUUAUUUUAAAAUACUGAAAAGACUGGUACUACUGUAUAGGUACACUUAACAAUAAACUUAGUUUAUGUUUAUA
Molecule: messenger RNA, 1934 nt
Organism: Aphis gossypii (cotton aphid)
Lineage: Eukaryota; Metazoa; Arthropoda; Insecta; Hemiptera; Aphididae
Exons: 5
Coding region: 267-1910 (547 amino acids)
Molecular function (GO): protein binding
Source: RefSeq, a predicted model, not a curated record